AUGGUUGUCGAGGGCAACAGCGUUGUCCUGAGCAAUAUCGUUGUCGUGGUCGUAGUGAUAUGGGUUAUCGUGCUUUCUGGUUGUCUUGGUAACGUUCUUAUCUUUGAUAUAUUGUUGUCUAGUCGUUGUCUUGGUUAUGUUAUGGUCUUGGUUACGUUGUCGUCUUGUGAUGUGAGUAAUCAUUGUUAUAUUUGUGGUCACUGUGUUGUACUUCUUAAUAGUUACGUGUGUAGUCAUAGUUAUCUGUGUAGUCCUGGUGGCAUAUGUAGUCAUAUUCGCAUGUGUAGUCAUAUUCGUAUGUGUAGUCAUAUUAUUUGGUAUCUAAGAUAUCCUGUUGUCUUGAUUAUUUGGUAUCCAGCAAAUCUGGUUGUCUUGGAUAUUGUUGUCUUGGUUAUUUGGUAUCCAGAAUAUGUUGUUGUCUUGGAUAUUGAUAUCUUUCUUUCUUUGGUAUCUGAUUGCCAUAGAAACCUGGAAAGUCUUUUAUCCUUCGUUGUCAUACAUUAUUUGUUGUUAGUCAUUAUUAGUUGUUAUGGCCUCUUUGUUAUCUUUUCAUGUGGUUGUCUUGGAUUCAACUUUGUUGUUUGGAUAGGACGUUGUCUCGCAUAUUAUGCUUUCUGGGUUACUUUGAUGUUUCCCUUUCGUGUUGUCAUGGUUUUUAUGUUGUCUGGGAUCCAGUGUUGUUGUAUUCUUUGUCAUCGUCUAUAUGCUGUUGUUAUGGUUAUUUCGUUGUGUUGGAUAUCUUGUUAUCUUAGCUACCUGGUUGUUCUAUCUGGUAUCCUUGGUUCCAUUUUGGUCCUGAUUAUCUUGUUUCUUCCAUAUGAUGUUGACUUCGAGAUCAUCUAA
This is a messenger RNA of Mucor mucedo, 843 nucleotides long. RefSeq lists its product as uncharacterized. The coding region runs from base 1 to 843 and encodes 280 amino acids. NCBI's taxonomy places the organism in Eukaryota, Fungi, Mucoromycota, Mucoromycetes, Mucorales, Mucoraceae. The record is from RefSeq and is a predicted model, not a curated record. The transcript is spliced from 7 exons.